GGUGCACACCUUCCGUCAGACCAUGUGGCUUAGGACUGACAUUUUUGAGCCCACUGAAAGCGUUUUUGUGUGACCGCGUUCGUCGCAGCAAUGGGCUUACUAUGGUUGUGGACAUGCGCCCCCCUCUACAUUGUCCAAGCACUGGCAGACACAGACCUUGGUUUUCAACGUAAUCCAGGCCUUGAAGUGGAUUGGAUGUUGGGGGAAGCAGGUAGAAUGAUCAGGGCCGCAGAGGAGAUCAAACCAUGGAGGACACCAGGUUUGCAGGACGAACCUGCUCGACCAACUGUUCCCCGCCGCUUUUCCGCGGACAUCGAGUACGUCACUUUUGAAUCGGGCUUCCUUCAAACUGGCCGUGGUUUCUUCGCACAAGAUGCCAAUGAGGAAGCAAUGAGAGUACUGACUGUCCGACAUACUCUUGGGAUGAGCCAGCUGUUGAACAAUCACACUAGUUUGCUGCUGGGAAAUGAAUCCUACAUCAUCAACGGUGGCGAUUUGCCAAUUUGCAAGAAACUACCCUUCUUUGGCCAACAGCAAUUUGUUGAUUUGUUCGCUUGGGCAGCAAACCCCGCCGUCUCGAGAUACACGGGAGAGCGUGUUGUUGCUGGAAGGGCUUGCUCUUUGUGGUACUUGCUUUCAACGAAUCAGACGAGAAUCAGCUUGUGUGCAGCUGGAAACACUCCAGUUGAGUUGAAUGUGACCCUUUCCAGGAGUGGAACAACCUUCAACUUCACCUACCAGUUUGACCGCUUAAAGCUUGGAAGUGAGGUACCAGAGCAGCUUUUGCAAAAGCCUCAGAUUUGUGACUCAUUUGCUCCUGCUUGUGAAAAUGGCCGUGGGCUGGAUCCGGUUCCAUUGGAUGCAUAUAUAUUCCAUCCAGGUAUGUCGGUUGAAGACUACAACAUUGAGGACCAAAAUGUUGCAGAUCUCGCAGGAGACGCGGCCUUCAUUUGUAUGGACUGGCUCUUCCAUGAAUCCCCCCGACUUGAUCACAACUACACCUUGAUCUCACGCUAUAGCUUGGAAAUUAGCCCCUCAUUUGGACAGUACCGGCCAUGCAAUGGCUACCCAGACACCAUCCCACCUGGCCCUUCAUGUGUUCCCGGGGAUCCACGUUUGGUGGGCAGGGAAGCUCCAUUUUCUGCUGGCGAAGGUGAGCUAAGGUGUGCUGCAGGGAGUCCUUUAGGCUUUUGGUAUCAGCUGCCGAAAGGUGGUCGUUGCUCUACUGGACACAGACCAAGCAAGGAAGCUUGGGCUACUGGCUGUACCUGGUCUGUGCAGAAGCGCUUGAAGACCAUUCAACAGGCCUGCUUGCUUAGAAAUCACAAUUUCCUUCAGUACUGUAAGGCUGACGUCCUCGAAGAUAAAGGCUUUGGCAGGAGCAUGAAAGCUUUAGAGGCUGCCUUCGCCUCUGAGGAUUCAUCCUUGGGUGGAUGUGCUGAUGUUGGUGAACCUGUUGCUCAGGACAGCGAGUCCAUGGUGGUAGUUUGAUCAACU
Cladocopium goreaui is the source of this 1497-nucleotide messenger RNA. The record is from the annotation of a GenBank genome assembly. Lineage: Eukaryota; Dinophyceae; Suessiales; Symbiodiniaceae.